Prosopis cineraria is the source of this 2797-nucleotide messenger RNA. RefSeq names its product ABC transporter G family member 6. The record is from RefSeq and is a predicted model, not a curated record. The transcript has a single exon. The coding region runs from base 131 to 2413 and encodes 760 amino acids. Gene Ontology annotation, cellular component: membrane. Lineage: Eukaryota; Viridiplantae; Streptophyta; Magnoliopsida; Fabales; Fabaceae. Gene Ontology annotation, molecular function: ATP hydrolysis activity; ATP binding; ABC-type transporter activity.
UCACACAUUACAAUUGCAAGGCCUAUCCCUACUCAACCCCAUUAAACUCUCCGAACUACAUUUUCUGAUUCACUGUUUCCCUCCUUUCACUAAUUAAAUCCUCUCUCUCUAUCCCUCCCUCCCUCUGAGUAUGUCUUCUCGGAUAGUUGCAGAUCCGGAGAGCUCGUUUCCGGUGUCGGAUACGACAUCUUAUCUCAGCUCCGUCGAGCUCAGCAGUUCUACAAGUCUUCCGACUGAUCAUUCCCCCACGCUUGGCCAACUUCUCAAGCAUGUCGGAGAUGUGCGCAAGGAAACCACCGGAGACGGCGGUGAGACGCCACUGCAUCAUGCACUUGACCUCGGUGAUGGCCAUGUCGGACUCGGACCUCGUUCCCUUCCUUUCGUGCUGUCUUUUAGUAAUCUCACUUAUAGCGUCAAGGUUCGCCGGAAAAUGAACUUCUCGGCGUUGUGUUCUCGAGGAAGAAACCGUCUUGGUGCUGCUGCUGUUGAUGAUACAAUGGGUGAAGAGAGCUUCUUCUCGAGCACUAAGACCCUUCUGGAUGACAUCUCCGGCGAGGCUCGCGACGGCGAGAUCAUGGCUGUGAUGGGCGCUAGUGGUUCCGGCAAGUCUACUCUCAUUGACGCCUUGGCCAACCGUAUAGCGAAGGGAAGCUUGAAAGGAACAGUGGCUCUGAACGGCGAGGCCAUGAACUCGCGGCUUCUAAAGGUGAUUUCAGCUUACGUAAUGCAAGACGAUCUGUUAUUUCCAAUGCUCACCGUUGAAGAGACUCUCAUGUUCGCGGCGGAAUUCCGAUUGCCUCGAACCCUCUCGAAGUCCAAGAAGAAGAUGAGGGUCCAAACUCUGAUCGACCAGCUCGGCCUCAGGAACGCUGCAAAUACUGUCAUCGGAGACGAGGGCCACCGUGGGGUCUCCGGGGGUGAACGCCGGCGCGUGUCCAUCGGCAUUGACAUAAUUCACGACCCCAUCAUCUUGUUCCUGGACGAGCCCACCUCCGGACUGGACUCUACCAGCGCGUACAUGGUGGUGAAGGUUCUCCAGAGAAUCGCUCAAACGGGAAGCAUCGUUAUCAUGUCCAUACAUCAGCCCAGUUACAGAAUCCUCGGGCUCCUCGAUCGUAUGAUCUUCUUGUCGCGUGGGAAAACAGUCUACAGUGGCUCGCCGAUGCAGCUACCGACCUUCUUCUCCGAAUUUGGCCACCCCAUACCGGAAAACGAGAACCGAACCGAGUUCGCCUUGGAUCUGAUUCGCGAACUCGAAGGCUCACCAGGUGGUACCAAGAGCUUAGUCGAGUUCAACAAAUCAUGGCAGAACAAGAAGCAUAUUGAAAGCAAAAGAUCUGAUAUCAGUCAUGGGCAGAGUUUAUCUCUGAAAGAAGCAAUAAGUGCCGGCAUUUCUAAAGGGAAAUUAGUUUCAGGCGCGACGAACACUAACACAAGCACAAGUUCGUCAUCUUCAUGGAUGGUUCGAACAUAUGCGAACCCAUUUUGGAUCGAACUGGCGACACUGUCAAAACGAUCCUUCACCAAUUCUCGCCGGAUGCCGGAGCUGUUGGCGAUGCGACUUGGCACCGUUAUGGUCACCGGAUUCAUCCUCGCCACCGUGUUCUGGCAUUUAGAUAACUCUCCUAAAGGAGUCCAAGAGAGGCUCGGCUUCUUCGCAUUCGCCAUGUCCACCACCUUCUACACCACCGCCGACGCAUUACCGGUUUUCCUUCAAGAGCGACAUAUCUUCAUGAGAGAAACUUCUCAUAACGCUUACCGGCGAUCGUCGUACCUCAUCUCUCACGCUCUCGUUGCCUUCCCGCCAUUAAUCUUCCUCUCUCUAGCAUUCGCCGUCACCACCUUCUGGGCGGUCGGCCUCGACGGAGGAUUCUCCGGCUUCGCCUUCUACUUCGCCAUCAUCCUCGCCUCCUUCUGGGCCGGAAACUCCUUCGUCACCUUCCUCUCCGGCCUGGUCCCUCACGUGAUGCUGGGCUACACAAUAGUGGUCGCCAUCUUAGCCUACUUCUUGCUCUUCAGUGGCUUCUUCAUAAACCGAGAUCGCAUUCCGGCGUACUGGAUAUGGUUCCACUACAUAUCUCUGGUGAAGUACCCAUACGAAGCUGUUCUUCAGAACGAAUUCAGCGACCCAUUGAAGUGUUUCGUGAAGGGGGUUCAGAUCUUCGAUAAUACGCCAUUAAAGUCGGUGCCGGAGCUUAUGAAGAUGAAGCUAUUGAAGAGCAUGAGCGAGACGUUAGGGGUGAACAUAACGAGCUCGACAUGCUUGACCACUGGUUCAGACAUAUUGCAACAGAAUGGCGUGUUGGAUUUGAGCAAGUGGAACUGCUUGUGGAUCACUGUGGCUUGGGGUUUCUUCUUUAGGAUUUUGUUUUACGUCAUGUUGUUGGUGGGAAGCAAGAACAAGAGAAGAUGAUUAGAUAAUAAUAAGGUAAUAGUAAUUAGUUAAUUAAUUAAUUAAUUUGUUUAUGGCUUGUUAAUUUGGCUGUUAAUUCAAGCCUGCAUGCCGUGGGAAUUUCAAUUAAUUUGUGUUUUUUUUUAUGUGGUUGUUAAUGAUGAUGAUUUUAUUCAUCAAGAUAUAUAAAUAUAUAUACUUGAUCAGUCGUGUAAUUUGUGACAGAAAAGUAAGGUUUUCAAAUGCUUAUAUUUUGCUGUUUGCAUGAAAAUAUAUCGAUGAUGUAUAUGAACAUGCACGCAUGGUAUCCUCAGUGUUGGAGCCAGAAGCUAGACUGUCCCUCUUACUUAGUUUGUUUUGUUUGUUUUUUUUAAUUAUUAUUACUUUUAAAUAUUCUGUGUGCGU